AUGUCGAGGAAUUUCUCAACGGGAUCAACCAAGUCGAGACCCUCUGCUAUCUCCACGAAAUCCUUCACUCGUUACGAGCCUCCUGCUCCCUCGUCCCCCGCUGGUAGAAAUAGAGCUAGCACCAUCCAAGCCGUCACAUCUCUGAAAUCUCCCAAAAAGCAGGACUCUUCACCAGAGGACAUAUUUGAAAAGCCUAUAAAUGAAGAAGAUGAACCUCCAUCCCCGGACCUGGGGCGGGCCAACAGCCUUCCAGAUCGCUUCGACGAGUUGCCCAUAGAAUUGGCAAGCCUGACCGACAGAUUCAUUGAGUCCCUCAGUGCUAAGAUAUACAAUGAACCGCCGACGAUCGACCAGUUGUCAGAACUAUUUCAGGAAUUCUAUGCUCGAGCAUCCGGAGCAAUCUCCAUUCACAUUUCGGCCCUCAAGUCCCGCAUCCACCGAGACCAGUCACCGACACCUUCCAAGCCCUCCUCACGCUCCAAACCUCUGCAAAACAAGCCUUCGAGUGAUUCUCUGGCGCCAGUGGACCAAAGAGGAGGCUCUCAGCAGAUGUUGACGGCUUCCGAGGUCACAGAGAGACGCAAGCAGAGGAAACUGCUAGAGUACAAAAGGAUUGUCCUGGAGGAGGCGGUGGAGAAAAGAGUAUGCGAGAAGGUUUAUGACAAAAUAUGGAGACACAAAAGUACUCUGGAUGAGGUCAGAGACGAGAAGCUAAGAUCAAAAACAGCAGCAUUAGCAUUGGUAGGGAUAGGCCUAAAGGACCUGGGUAUUGAUUGGAACGAAGACACUGAAAAGUCGGCCGAAGAUGUCCAAGCCUCGCUGGCUCCUGCGCGAGAGAGCCUGGCUAAGAUGAACGAAGAGCACUAUCCGCUGGGAAAAUUGCAGCACCUCACAACCGCCCAUAAAGCUGUGGUUGAUACUCUUUACUCAAUACACCCUUCCUCAUCUUCGGCCGACGAGAUCCUGCCAACCCUGAUUUACACAUUGAUCACAUCACCAGUGGAAGGUAUCAACAUAAUUAGCAACCUUUAUUUCAUACAGCGGUUCAGAGCAGCACCAAAAAUCGAUGGCGAGGCCGCCUACUGCCUCACGAAUCUGGAGGCCGCGAUUACUUUCCUAGAAGAUGUCGACCUGGCGAGCCUGAGGGCAGACGAAUUGCCAGAAGGCCCUAAGAAGAUUCCAUCCCAACUAGAAGGAGAUGGGAGUUUGGAUAAGCUUGAAGAAUUUCCCUUAUUGCCUGAAUCGGUCCCUGCUUCCGCGUCUCCUACCACAGCGACCUCUACUUCGAACGCUACGGGCACAUCAAUCAAAUCAGGUCAAACUUCCUCGGUCGUCAAAACUCUUUCCGAAAACUCCACGUCCACUCCUGCUACACGACAUCAACGCACGUUCUCUGACCUUCUUCAGCCUAUAAGUAGUGCGAAUGAAGCCGUUCGUUCCACGGCAGAAGAAGGCUUCAAGAAUAUUUCCAGUAGCCUGGAUAACAGCUUCAAAUUUCUCCUUGGGAAAUUGAAGGAACGAGGCAGUGAAGGUCCCAACACUGAAGUCAUCCUUCCCAAGACGCUGGACGAAGCGAGACAACUCGUCAAUCGACCUUUGACUCCGGAUGAAGACGAUCACGCGUUGAGCGAGUCAAGCUCCGUGCAUGACGGACAGUCUGGCUCCAUUCCCUCUAACCUGACAAAGACUGAAGAGAAAUUACUUGGCUUACUAGGAGGCCGAAAAGCAGCUGUACGGGAGCGAAGUGUGGAUAGCACUCAGAGCAAUGGAAGCGGUACCGGGAAACGAAUGAGCUUUCUUUCAGGAACCACGAACUCGCCCCCUAAUGGCCCUGCUACAACAAUAGCAGGCGGUCCUCCCCAAAAGCCCACAACACCAGCAACACAACUAGCGACCACCAAUCCUCUUGAGACAGUAAAGAAUUUCGGCAACAGUCUCAAUCCAAUGAGCCAUAUAGGCUCUGCGUUUGGAGGCGCUUUUGGACGAUUUGGUGGCAGAACAGCUACUGCAUCGGCUUCUCCACCUGCCGCACAGACUCCUCCUACGCCGACGAUAGUUGUGGCACAGGAGAACAAGGAAGACUCGACAGAGGAGAAAAAUAAGCCAAUCCGCGAAGCCGCCUUGCGGUUGCCAGACAACGAUGAAUUGGUGACCAUUAAGGCCGCACCACCUAUCACAAGAUUCAUGAAGGUGGUGGAUGCGAAAGAAUUAAGGCUUGGUGAGGUGCAAGAACUCCUUGCAGAUUACCAGCGACUUGCAAAGGUGCUGGGAAAGCUGGUGACGAAAGCUCAGGACGAUGCUGAGACGGACACAGGCGAAGCAAGUGACACUGCUGAGGCUGGGCAGCAGUCAACCGCAAGCGAGAAGAGCAAAACUUGA
This is a messenger RNA of Fonsecaea nubica, 2379 nucleotides long. RefSeq lists its product as hypothetical. Gene Ontology annotation, biological process: vesicle-mediated transport. Gene Ontology annotation, cellular component: cytosol; endocytic vesicle. The transcript has a single exon. The coding region runs from base 1 to 2379 and encodes 792 amino acids. NCBI's taxonomy places the organism in Eukaryota, Fungi, Ascomycota, Eurotiomycetes, Chaetothyriales, Herpotrichiellaceae. Gene Ontology annotation, molecular function: guanyl-nucleotide exchange factor activity; small GTPase binding. The record is from RefSeq and is a predicted model, not a curated record.